UUCCAAAACGCGGUCAAGCCUAAACAUCGUUCAGCCAUCCGUUCUUCAGUUUCCUCCUGAAUUUAUGUGCGCAAAUACACAACACUUUACGGUAUCGCGUGUUUUCUGGUAGGGAAACUUAUGUUAUACUUGAAAAGAUCGGAGAAAAGUUUUCUGAAGUUAGAGCACAUUUUGUCAUUUACUAGCUGACUGAGGCCAUGUCAGCGGUGUGGAUCAGCUCCUCUCUACUGAGGUCCAGGGCAACUCACCUCAGACAGCUCAGUGUGUUCUCUAGAAGGGCUGUGUUACAACCUCUACAGGUGGUCUCCUCACUACAGAAGACAUGGACACCUGGGAACCCAACCUGGUGCUGUAGAUCCCUCCAUGUGGACAGUCCCCCUGGUCCCAGGGCAGAGCUUCAGCUACGUCCAUGGGGCCUCCUCAGUGUCCCUGCUGGGCCAGACGGUGGGUCAGAGUUUGCAGGGGCAGCUGACCGCUGGCCCAAUAGAGAGGCUCUGGUGUUCCUGCAGGAUGGAGUCCGUAAGACCUUCUCCCAGUUUCAGGAGGACGUUGACCAGGCCGCUGCAGGUCUCCUGGCCCUGGGUCUGAAGAGAGGGGACAGACUAGGAGUCUGGGGGCCCAACACAUACCACUGGAUCCUGUUUCAGUUCGCCACAGCCAAGGCCGGCAUCAUACUGGUGUCGAUAAACCCAGCCUAUCAGCUGAAGGAGCUGGAGUUCACCCUGGGGAAGGUGCAGUGUAAAGCUGUGGUGUGUCCCACCCAGUUUAAGACCCAGAGGUUCUGUGACAUGCUGAGACAGAUCUGCCCAGAGAUGGACACAGCAGAGUCAGGGGUCUUCAGGAGCUCCAGACUACCAGACCUGCGUAUGGUGAUUGUGACAGACAGCAGACAGACAGGGACUGUACAUGUAGAGGAUGUGAUGCAGGCUGGAAGCAGACAGCACCACCAGGAGCUGCAGGACCUGCAGACCAAACUGUCCUUCGACGACCCCAUCAACAUACAGUUCACAUCCGGAACAACAGGAAGUCCUAAAGGUGCCACCCUCUCCCACCACAACAUCGUCAACAACGCCUAUUUUGUGGGUCUACGUCUGGGAUUCAACUGGAAGCCUAUAAGAGCGUGUGUUCCUGUUCCCCUGUACCACUGCAUGGGCUCAGUGUUAGGAGCGAUGUGUUUGGCACUGCAUGGCAUCACCCUGGUCUUCCCCUCUGCUGGGUACGACAGCCGUGCCAACCUGGAGGCCAUUCAGAAUGAAAGGUGUAAUUUCCUCUACGGAACUCCUACCAUGUACAUUGACAUGCUUGGACAGCCUGACCUACACAACUAUGACCUGUCAUCAGUUGAAUCUGGGUUUAUGAGUGGGUCUCUUUGUCCUCCUGAAGUCAUGAGGAAACUCAAAACUGAUAUGAAUGUCAAUGAUAUGAUAAUAGGCUAUGGGACCACAGAGAACAGCCCUGUAACAUUCCUUGGUUUCCUGCGAGACAACGAGGAACUGAAGACCGAGACGGUGGGAUGUAUCCUGAACCACACAGAGGCGAAGGUGGUGGAUGUGUCCUCUGGAGAGGUGGUUCCUCUCGGGGAUCCAGGAGAGCUGCUGAUCAGAGCUUACUCUGUUAUGUUGGAGUACUGGGACGACCCAGACAAGACCAGUGAGGCUAUCGCCAAAGACCGCUGGUACAGAACCGGUGACAUAGCCAGUCUGGACAGGUUUGGGUACUGCCGUAUAGUGGGACGUAUAAAGGACAUGAUCAUACGUGGAGGAGAGAACAUCUACCCUGCUGAGAUAGAGAAGUUCCUUCACACCCAUCCCAACGUACAGGAGGCCCAGGUGAUUGGUGUGAGAGAUGAGAGGUUGGGGGAACAGGUGUGUGCCUGUAUCAGACUGAAGGAGGGACAGGACUGUAGCAGAGAGGAGAUCAGAGACUUCUGCAAGGGACAGAUUUCUCACUUCAAGAUCCCCCACUAUGUGGUGUUUGUGGACAGCUAUCCACUGACUGCCUCUGGAAAGAUCCAGAAGAAUAAACUGAGGGAGGAGAUGGAGAAGAAGCUGGGUCUGUGAUGGACAGAGGGACCUAGACAGACUGGGCUAAUAGCAACCCACAUUGAGCACCGUUUACACCGUCAAUACGCACAAAGAUCAUCCGCAUCCGAAUCUGAAUUACAACCACUGACAUUUAGUUGUGGCUGCUGCCAACAUUUUAAUUUUUUACUAUUUUGUCCUCUGGUGGGUAAUAUCUUCAGAUUAAUCACGUAACUAUUUGACAAUCAUUUUGUUCAAAUGAAAUGAGGCAUUUCCUUGUUUACCACAGAGAAUCUACUGUGGCAAUUGACCCUCCCCAUGUUAUGAAUGGAAAGGUCAUGUUGGUGUACCUACUUGUAUUUCCAAUGUAUGUCAUCCAUUAAUGAGUAAUACAUCCAUUAAUAUAAUCCAUUAAUGAGUAAUACAUCCAUUAAUAUAAUCCAUUAAUGAGUAAUACAUCCAUUAAUAUAAUCCAUUAAUGAGUAAUACAUCCAUUAAUAUAAUCCAUUAAUGAGUAAUACAUCCAUUAAUGAGUAAUCCAUCCAUUAAUAUAAUCCAUUAAUGAGUAAUACAUCCAUUAAUAUAAUCCAUUAAUAUAAUCCAUUAAUAUAAUCCAUUAAUGAGUAAUCCAUCCAUUAAUAUAAUCCAUUAAUAUAAUCCAUUAAUAUAAUCCAUUAAUGAGUAAUCCAUCCAUUAAUAUAAUCCAUUAAUGAGUAAUCCAUCCAUUAAUAUAAUCCAUUAAUGAGUAAUCCAUCCAUUAAUAUAAUCCAUUAAUGAGUAAUACAUCCAUUAAUAUAAUCCAUUAAUGAGUAAUACAUCCAUUAAUAUAAUCCAUUAAUAUAAUCCAUUAAUAUAAUCCAUUAAUAUAAUCCAUUAAUGAGUAAUCCAUCCAUUAAUAUAAUCCAUUAAUAUAAUCCAUUAAUAUAAUCCAUUAAUAUAAUCCAUUAAUGAGUAAUCCAUCCAUUAAUAUAAUCCAUUAAUAUAAUCCAUUAAUGAGUA
Molecule: messenger RNA, 3020 nt
Organism: Oncorhynchus keta (chum salmon)
Lineage: Eukaryota; Metazoa; Chordata; Actinopteri; Salmoniformes; Salmonidae
Product: medium-chain acyl-CoA ligase ACSF2, mitochondrial-like
Exons: 17
Coding region: 198-2060 (620 amino acids)
Biological process (GO): fatty acid metabolic process
Molecular function (GO): medium-chain fatty acid-CoA ligase activity
Source: RefSeq, a predicted model, not a curated record